CAAAAUCCUACUAAUUUAUCCUGAGUGACCAUAACCAUAAUGUACUGGUCGUACCUCGAGGAACAGAAAGAAUUCAGCGAGAGGAAACGGAAAAAAUGGGCGGCGGUAUGGAAGCUCACAAGAACAAGUGGAUAGAGGAUUGGUCUUCGGCGCGUGAGAAUCUGGAGCACAAUUUCAGGUGGACCCGCCGCAACUUCGCCCUUGUUGGCCUCUUCGGCAUCGCCAUCCCAGUCUUCGUCUACAAGGGCAUUAUCAAAGAAUUCCACAUGCAAGAUGAGGAUGCAGGAAGGCCACCCAGGAAGUUCCUGUAAGAAUUCUGGAGUUGCUUAAUAAUUGUGGCUGAAAUAGAAAUAUUGUACCCUCUAAACCACAUUCAGGAGCCUUCGUUCUGCAUGAUCUCUUUUUACCUUUUGUGUUGAACCUCGCAAUGAAACAAUAAUCAUUUUGUGAUUGUAAAACUGUUAUGAAUAUUGCCAUGAAAAUUUGGCUAAACAGCCAACUUAUGUUUGUGCAUGGUGAAACAACAUGCCUAAAAGCAUCUCUGCUACAGGUAGUGGUGGUAGCUCUAGCUUAGUAGUUGUAACCUAAAUAUGGUCUUGAAAAUUCCAGGAUCCAAAAUCUUUUUAUCUUUGCUCA
Messenger RNA from Olea europaea var. sylvestris, 636 nucleotides. RefSeq lists its product as uncharacterized. The transcript is spliced from 2 exons. The coding region runs from base 96 to 311 and encodes 71 amino acids. Lineage: Eukaryota; Viridiplantae; Streptophyta; Magnoliopsida; Lamiales; Oleaceae. The record is from RefSeq and is a predicted model, not a curated record.